Cladocopium goreaui is the source of this 345-nucleotide messenger RNA. The record is from the annotation of a GenBank genome assembly. Lineage: Eukaryota; Dinophyceae; Suessiales; Symbiodiniaceae.
GAGACUGCCUGGGUCAAGGCCUUCAAAGAGUCGUUGAAGGAGUUCAAGGACUGGUGCGCGGAGAACUGCAAGAUGGGUGUCAUCUGGAACGUCAAGGGACAGGCAGCGCUGGACUAUUUCACCGCCCACCCUUUAGGAGCAGCUCCUUCAGGUGCUGCCCCAAAGGCCAGCAAAGGCAAGGGCAAAGGGCCGCCUCCACCCAAGGGCGGCUUCGUUGGAAUGCCGGAAGAGGUGAAGGCCAAAUUAAAGGCUGAGACGGCACCGAAAGCGGCUCCUGCUGCUGGAGGCAUAUCAGCUGUCUUCAAUGUGGGGACACCUAGAGAAUCUCCUGCAGCAGCUUCUUGA